Molecule: messenger RNA, 975 nt
Organism: Dovyalis caffra
Lineage: Eukaryota; Viridiplantae; Streptophyta; Magnoliopsida; Malpighiales; Salicaceae
Source: the annotation of a GenBank genome assembly
AUGCAAGACAUCCACUCACUUGGAGGCGGAGGCAGGUUAUUUGGCGGUGGAGGUGACAGUAGACUACGGCCACACCAUCAGCAAAACCACCAAGCAUUAAAGUGCCCAAGAUGUGACUCCCUGAACACAAAAUUCUGCUACUACAACAACUACAACCUCUCUCAGCCUCGUCACUUCUGUAAGGGUUGCCGGCGUUACUGGACUAAAGGUGGUGUUCUCCGCAACGUUCCUGAAGGCGGUGGAUGCCGCAAGACCAAGCGGUCUAAGCCUAAACAAAACACACCGAGUACAACUUCUGAUACAAUUACGGUCUACAGUAGUACACCGCAGCAGCUACAGGAACAACAUGAGCAACGAGAUCAUAAAUCCUCCAACUCUCAUUCUAGUAGUGAGAGUUCGAGUCUUACUGCUACAAAUAACCCGAAUGCAAAUACUGCAGUGGAAGCAGAGUGUGCUCUUUCUGUAAGCUCGGUCUCCAAUAAUUUAUUAAACGGUAUUGUUGAAUCCAAAAUCUUUCCGCACGGGAAUUUGAAUCCGAGUUUUGAAACUGCUUUGCUCGAGCAAGGAUCGGACUGUGGGAUUUUUUCGGAGAUUGGGAGUUUCACAAGCUUGAUCACAUCGGCCAACGAAUUGUCGUUUGGGUUAAGUAACACAAUGAACCAGCAGCAACACCAGCAACAGGGGCUUGAACAUCAUGUGCAACACCAUCAGAACCAGCAGCAGUGGCAAAAUCAUCAACAGCAGGAGAUGACAGGAGGAGGGUUGGUUGAUCAGACGGUUCACGUUGAGUUAUCGGCUUUGCCGAGUAGUAGAUCAUCAGAGAAUAAUGGUGGGGGAUUUGGAGCUUUGGAUUGGCAAUUAGGGAGUGGAGAUCAAGCUGGUGGUUUGUUUGAUCUUCCUAAUGCCGCUGAUCAAGCUUACUGGAGUCAAAGCCAGUGGAAUGAUGACGAUCACCCUAGUCUCUACCUCCCGUAA